AUGAAGGGCAACAGUCGUCACCUUCGGUGGCACCGCGACCCCCCAGCCCCGCAGUCGCCCACCUCCAAGGCCACGGCAAAAUACACAAACAAAGAUGGGUCCAAGUUCAUUACGGUUCCCAAGGGGUCAACCCCAACCGACUCGGCCCAGCCGUCCCCGACGAUCACCACGGCUGCGAACGCUGCUCCUGGUCCACAGUCGACAUCUACCUCGCAUACACAAGGUCACGGUCAAGGUCGGGUGGAGGGACAGGUGCAACCCGUCAACAAGAAGAAGGCAAAGCGGCGGCAAAAAGCUGCGGCAAAAGCGGCUGCUACCCAAGGCGUCGCCAACUUAGCACCCUUGAAUGGCUUUCCGAGCCCUUCCCCGUCAAAUGCGCAACAAUCCACAGAGGCCGACCACGACGACAGCCACGAUGAGCGUCCAGAAGAGUUCAAUGACCACAGAGAUUCGCAUACUUCGAAUACCCACGAGAAUGGCUUUGCGCAAGGGGCGGCUUCCGGUUCUAAAAAGUCCAAGAAAAAGAAGAAAAAGGGCAAUGCUGGUCAAACUACAACCGAACCGCCGCAUAGUCCUCACCAUGACGCCUACGUCCCUGCGCCCCAUUUGUCCCAACAGCAGCGUUCGGGCAUCUCCAAGGAAAAGAUCUGGAACACCAGCUCUCAGGAGGAGCGGGAGCGCAUCAAAGAAUUCUGGCUGGGGUUGAGCGAGACAGAACGCAAGGAUCUCGUCAGGGUCGAGAAGGACGCUGUGCUAAAGAAGAUGAAGGAGCAGCAGAAGCACACAUGCAGUUGUACUGUGUGUGGAAGGAAGCGGACGGCUAUCGAAGAGGAGCUAGAGGGCCUUUACGAUGCUUACUACGAGGAAUUGGAACAGUACGCAAACCAUCCCAACCAGGGCGAAGCGCCUCCGAUGUUGGGGCGACGCCCCUCGUUCGGCUCCAUGACCGGUAUACGCCCGCGUGGCCUCCCCACAAGCUAUUCAAGUCACCACCAGCCCUCACAUGGGCAAAUAGUCGACCAUGGUGCCGAAGAUGACGAGGAGGAAGAGGUUGAGGAAGAGUACAGCGAGGAUGAGCAGGAGGAGGAUGAUUACAGUGAUGAUGAGCCUUCAGAAGAACUGCACCGGUCCGACUACCCGGCAGACUUUUUUAAUUUCGGAAAUAGCCUGACUGUGCAGGGUAGGGACAGAUUCCCCAUUCUUCCCUCUUUUCUACAGAGUAUUCCCUCUCCGGGGACUAGCAAUAACGCUUAUGGCUCAUCUUCUUUAGGCGGGAUCCUAACCGUUGCCGACGACCUGCUGAAGAAUGACGGCAAAAAAUUCAUCGAAAUGAUGGAGCAGCUCGCCGAGCGGCGCAUGGCUCGCGAGGAGGAUGCGAGGGAGCAGUUUACUAGCCCCUUCCCUCACACCAAUGGCGCCGACCGCAAUGCCCAUUAUCACCCGCCGGCCGAUGAUGAGGUAGACGACGACGACGAAUACGACGACGACGAUGACGAAUAUGACAACGAGGACGAAGAGGAUUAUGACAGUCAGGACGAAGAGGAAACCAUGACUGAGGAGCAGCGCAUGGAAGAAGGCCGCCGCAUGUUUCAAAUCUUUGCUGCCAGGAUGUUCGAGCAGCGGGUACUCACUGCAUACCGUGAAAAGGUCGCUAGGGAACGGCAGAACAUGCUGCUCGAGGAAAUAGAUGCCGAGAUAAGGCGAACCGAAGAACGCCAGGUCAAAAAGCAGAAGGAGGCCCAGAAGAAGAAGGAACGGCAGGCGAGGCAAAAAAAGCAGCAAGCCGAGGAGAAGGCACGCCGUGAAGAGGAGAAGAUAGCUGAGGAGAAAGCGAAGAAAGCCGAGGAAGACCGGCAAAAAGAACUGAGGAGGCAGCGAGAAGAGGAAAAGAGGAAACAGAAGGAGGCUCAGAAGAAGGCGGAGGAGGAGGAACGAAAGCGCAAGGAAGCUGAACGCCAACGACGCAAUCAUGAGCGAGAGGAAAACGAGCGCAAAGCACGAGAGGCCAGGGACCGGGAGAAGAAGGCCCGCGAAGAAGCACGUCUCAAGGAGAAGGAGGCCCGCGAGCAAAAGGAAAGGAGGCAAGGGAACAAAAGGAGCAGCAGGAACGCGACAAGAGGGAAAAGGAGGCCAAAGUCAAGUCGGAGAUGGAGGCUGCGAAGGCGGCCAAGGAGAAGUCAAAGCAGGAAGACCGAGCAGCGCAGAAGGCUGUGGCUCUCGCAACAACAGCCCCUGUGCCUAUAA
Molecule: messenger RNA, 2244 nt
Organism: Sordaria macrospora k-hell
Lineage: Eukaryota; Fungi; Ascomycota; Sordariomycetes; Sordariales; Sordariaceae
Source: RefSeq, a predicted model, not a curated record